Thlaspi arvense is the source of this 2359-nucleotide messenger RNA. Lineage: Eukaryota; Viridiplantae; Streptophyta; Magnoliopsida; Brassicales; Brassicaceae. The record is from the annotation of a GenBank genome assembly.
AAGCGGUUCCAUGGAGUUUGACUUGAACACUGAAAUCGCGGAGGUGGAGGAGGAAGAGAAUGAUGAUGGAGGAGUAGUGGGAACAGGGAUUGAGAAGGGAAAGGUUGGAAUUUUACCAUCAUCUUCUUCUUCAUGCUCUUCUGGUACAUCGUCAUCAUCCUCUACAGCUUCUGCAUCCUCCAUAUACUCUGAGCUAUGGCAUGCUUGUGCUGGUCCUCUCACUUCUCUGCCCAAGAAAGGCAAUGUCGUUGUGUAUUUCCCACAAGGUCAUUUGGAGCAAGAUGCUAUGGUUUCAUACUCAUCUCCUCUUGAAACCCCCAAAUUUGACCUCCAUCCCCAAAUCUUCUGCAGGGUGGUUAAUGUUCAUUUGCUUGCUAAUAAGGAAAGUGAUGAGGUCUACACUCAAGUCACUCUGCUUCCACUGCAAGAGUUUUCGAUGCAAAAUGGGGAAGGGAAAGAGGUCAGGGAGUUAGGAGGUGAGGAAGAGAGGAACGGAAGCUCAUCUGUCAAAAGAACACCUCAUAUGUUCUGCAAAACCUUAACAGCUUCUGACACAAGCACUCAUGGAGGCUUCUCCGUACCUAGAAGAGCCGCUGAAGAUUGUUUUCCUCCCCUUGACUACAAACAACAGAGGCCAUCUCAGGAGCUCGUUGCAAAGGACCUCCAUGGGGUAGAGUGGAGGUUUCGGCAUAUAUAUCGAGGUGGCCUCGGGGACGAAGAUGGAGAGCUGAGGUUAGGAAUCAGAAGAUCUGCGCGGCCAAAAAACGGACUUCCUGACUCGAUCAUCCAGAAGAAUUCAUGCUCCAACUUUCUGUCUCUUGUGUCUAAUGCUGUAUCUACGAAAAGCAUGUUUCAUGUGUUCUACAGUCCACGAGCGACGCACGCAGAGUUUGUGAUUCCUUAUGAGAAGUAUAUCACAAGCAUCAGGAAUCCCAUUUGCAUAGGCACAAGAUUCAAAAUGCGAUUUGAAAUGGACGACUCUCCUGAGAGAAGGUGCUCUGGUGUAGUGACAGGAGUCUGUGACUUGGACCCAUAUAGGUGGCCAAACUCUAAAUGGAGGUGCUUGUUGGUGCGAUGGGAUGAGUCUUUUGUGAGUGAUCACCAAGAAAGAGUCUCCCCUUGGGAGAUUGAUCCCUCAGUUUCUCUCCCACCCUUAAGCAUCCAGUCAUCUCCAAGGCCUAAAAGGCCAUGGGCAGGUUUACUGGAUACAACUCCACCCGGAAACCCCAUAACCGCAGAAAGGGGUGGUUUUUUGGACUUUGAGGAGUCGGUCAGACCCUCUAAGGUCUUGCAAGGUCAAGAAAAUUUAGGUUCUGCAUCACCCUUACAAGGGUUUGAUGCUAUGAACCGCCGGAUACUGGAUUUCGCUAUGCAGUCUCACGCGAAUCCAGUUCUUUUAUCGAGUACUAGAGUGAAGGAUCGGUUUGGUGAGUUUGUGGAUGCUACGUCCCUGGAUCCAGCCUGUUCAGACAGGUUUCCAAGGGUCUUGCAAGGUCAAGAAAUUUGCUCGCUUCGAUCAUUCCCUCAGCUUGUUGGUUUCAAUCCAGCUGCUGCUUCGGGAAAGUCUAAUCUUGGAUACACUGAUCCUUUUGCUUAUCAAGCCAACAAGUCAAGUUUCUAUCCGUUAGCGUCACAAGGGAUUAGGAGCACUCAUAUUCCAUAUCAGUAUCCAUACAACGCUGGAGAAAAAUCCUCUGGUCACGCUUCUGGUGCAAUGAACUUUGGUGUGGAGAGUAGAAGGUUUGAUGCACAAAAUGAAGGUGGCCUAUCCAAGAAUGUUACAGCUGAUUCGCCAUUCAAGAUGGGGAAACAGAAAGGCGGCGACUUUGAUACGAAUGCUUCAUCAGGGUGCAAACUUUUCGGAUUCUCCUUACCUGUGGAGACACCUGCGCCUAACCCGCAGAGCUCGAGCAAAAGGAUCUGCACAAAGGUUCACAAGCAAGGAAGCCUGGUGGGGAGAGCUAUUGAUUUGUCAAGACUAAACGGAUACAAUGAUCUCCUUACCGAGCUUGAACGGUUGUUCAACAUGGAAGGGCUUCUCAGGGAUCCAGAAAAAGGAUGGAGGAUCUUGUACACCGAUAGUGAGAGCGAUAUGAUGGCCGUUGGAGAUGAUCCAUGGCAUGAUUUCUGCAAUGUGGUGUUGAAGAUACAUUUGUACACGAAAGAGGAAGUGGAUAAUGGAAAUGACGAUAACAAGAGCUGUUUAGAACAAGCAGCUCUCAUGAUGGAAGCAUCAAAGUCAUCUUCUGUGAGCCAGCCUGACUCUUCUCCAACGGUCACUAGGAUCUUGACCCUUUGUCUUUCUCUUGGAUAUGUCUCUGUGUCGAUGGAUGAAUUUGAAUUAAGGUCUUGCAUUUUA